Mangifera indica (mango) is the source of this 870-nucleotide messenger RNA. RefSeq lists its product as uncharacterized. Lineage: Eukaryota; Viridiplantae; Streptophyta; Magnoliopsida; Sapindales; Anacardiaceae. The record is from RefSeq and is a predicted model, not a curated record. The transcript is spliced from 3 exons. The coding region runs from base 1 to 855 and encodes 284 amino acids.
AUGGGGAAGAAUGUAGAGUCAAGAUGUGAAACUAGCAGUGAAUCGAAGGCGAAUCAAACUGCUACUUCUGUUGAACGUAGCAGCUUCUCCUCCCCCUCAUCCUCUUCAUACGAAGACCUCACCAAUGAGCCAAAAACAGGUGCUAAUGGCACUGAAUUAGCUUUAGAUAUUAAUGAAGAGGGUUUUGCUACCAGCUCUCGUUCAAGGCUAGAGCAACCAAAUGAUGAAUUGGCAACAGAAUCUCCUCCGGCACAGGUGAUGGCGCGAGCUGAUGAUGACAACCUCUCUGUUGAUCCUAAUAGGAUCCCAUCUCAUGUGUUUGCGAGAACUAAAUCUAAUGCUCUAGAAUGGAGUAUUGCUUCUAAUGAAUCCUUGUUCAGCAUUCAUAUGGGGAAUAUGAGUUUCACUAGAGAUCAAUUAAGCUGGAUGGGAGGUGACAUUCAAUUUUCAGGGCCUUUAUUUGACCUCCCAAGUAUGCAGCCGCCAACAGCGACAUCACAUGGGAAUUUAAGCCUAGGAGCAACUGAAGCUGCAGCAGUUGCAACAAUGAGAGAGGUCAUAAGGGAAAACGAUAGCAAUGACAAACUGAAAUUAUCUCUCCCCCCUGAGGACUCUUCCCUUGCUCGCGAUGCUAGCACCAAAUCCUUUGCAUUUCCAAUAUUGACAGCGGACGAAGACAAAAGUACGUCAGUAAGGGGAUCAAUAAGGGGGAAGAAACAGCAAUCAUUGCAGCUCGAGAUGCCCAAAGCAGCAGAACCAGGGACUCCAGCACCACCUCAGCGCCCUGAAGCAAACAACAAAGCUGCAGGUCGGGUGAAACGGUAUUCUUGCUUCUCUUGUUGCUCAAUCUGCUGAAGAAGGGUAUUAGGG